This is a messenger RNA of Salmo salar (Atlantic salmon), 2744 nucleotides long. Its product is annotated as ras-related protein Rab-1B. Gene Ontology annotation, molecular function: GTP binding; GTPase activity. The record is from RefSeq and is a predicted model, not a curated record. NCBI's taxonomy places the organism in Eukaryota, Metazoa, Chordata, Actinopteri, Salmoniformes, Salmonidae.
ACUCAAUGACACCUGCGCACAGUGCCGCAAAAGACCAGGGAAGACAAGUAAAAAGGGAGACAGAGAGGAAAACAACACGCGAAAGAAAGGAAUGUGUAUCAACCAACAAAACGAAUUCUAGUCUCUGAACACUUACACACCGAACCAACAACCUUUACGCAGCCUCCUGGCUCGUGAAUUUGUAGAACAAUUUGCCAAACGCGGUUUGUGGAGCUAGCUAACGUCGUUAACAAGUAUUCUUUCUUCCUACGCGUUAGCAACGCAGCUAACUAGCUACCAAGAGGAUACGCGUGUGACCCAGACAAGAGCCAAGAAAACACGUAUUUUGGACACACCAUGAAUCCUGAAUAUGACUACCUGUUCAAGCUGCUUCUGAUUGGCGAUUCAGGGGUGGGCAAGUCUUGCCUCCUGCUUCGAUUUGCGGAUGACACCUACACGGAAAGUUACAUAAGCACCAUCGGCGUGGACUUCAAAAUCCGAACUAUUGAAUUGGACGGCAAGACUAUCAAACUACAGAUUUGGGACACUGCUGGUCAGGAGCGGUUUCGCACCAUCACCUCCAGCUAUUACAGAGGAGCCCAUGGUAUCAUCGUUGUCUAUGAUGUAACAGAUCAGGAGUCUUACAACAAUAUAAAGCAGUGGCUGCAGGAAAUCGACCGCUAUGCCAGCGAAAAUGUCAACAAGCUGCUGGUGGGUAACAAGUGUGACCUCACCACCAAGAAAGUAGUAGACUAUACAACAGCCAAGGAAUUUGCUGACUCCCUAUCCAUCCCCUUCCUCGAGACCAGUGCUAAGAACGCAACCAACGUGGAGCAAUCCUUCAUGACCAUGGCGGCCGAGAUUAAGAAGCGCAUGGGGCCCGGGGCCACGACAGGAGGAGACAAGCCCAACCUGAAGAUUGAUAGCACCCCAGUAAGGCAGUCUGGAGGAGGAUGCUGUUAGGACUGCCCUGCCCCCUCCUCUCACCUCCAGAGGCCCAGGGGUAGAGUGACAGUACUGGGGUGGAGCUGACAGAACAGAAAAAUAUGGUGAUGGAGGUGGUGGGAUCUUCAAGAACUGACUGACUUUUUUUUAUUUUUUUUCCCAUCUUGACCUAUGCCCAUAAUUAAGUGAGAAGGGUUUGUGCCCAAGGAGCAGCCCCCCCCCCCCCCCAACACUCUUUUAUUCACCAAUAUGCACAGAAUUGGAAACAUCUUUGAAAAAUGUGGUUGGCGUUGUAAGGCAUGAAAAAUGUUUUUAGCUAAUCCAGCACUAAUCCAGUAUCUAUCUGUAACACUGGCUGUUUAAACACACACUCGCACACAAGUGGUCGAAAGAAAUCAUGGAUGUUCUUUCAACUAUGGCUGACUACAUAACUAUCCUUUAUGGCCUUUGUGGUUCCUAGUCAGACUGCUGAUCGUUGAUGGUGAGAAGGUGAAAUAAGAGGAUCAGUGUGACAGUUAAACCAGAGGCUUUAUGGACACACUCCAGAGGAAAAAUAGUGAAGACAAGCGCCGUUUGUAUCAUCUGUCCUUUCGGGAAUUGACAUUCCCAAAAGUUGUCAUUGGGCCCAUGUGCAUAAUAUAGAGGUUGUAAUAGGGUUGCUGUGGAGGAGAAAGAGAAGAUAGGGUGAAGUAAAUAACAGGCUUUCUAUCAAAACAAAGUUCACAAAGUGGGGACAACAUGGCAAAUGUAAAUCUGCAAUCACGGCGUCGACAUCUUUGUCUGUUUGAAUUUUCGUUAUAUAACACUAUUAUUACAUGGUGGUUGUACUACUGUGAUUUUGUUUUGUUUUGAUUCUCUUUUUUAAUCUAGAAAGUGUGUAAGCAAUACGUAUGUUAUUGCUGUUUGAUGAAUGAGAGCAUAACCGAAGGUCAACAGCAUUUGGUUCUUUCUGUCUGGAGUGGUAGCUAGCUGGCUGUAAACAUCAGGCGUUUUCAGGCAUGUCCAAUCCUUUAGCGUUGAGUUUGAUCUCAAGUCACAAUGCUCCUGUACCAUCAGAACUUUUACAUGCUCACUAUAAUACCGUAUGGACACCCUCUGGUUGAUGAUAAGGUAACAUGUAUUAUUACAGUACUGGCUCAUGCCAUUAGUCACCAUGGUCCAGCAUUGCAACAAGGUUUGGAUAUUUGUUAGACAAUAUUUUGGGGAGAGUAUGGCACAUUACGUAGCCUACCACAGUUAGCUUUUGAGUGUAUUGUUUUCACGUUUAACUGCUUGCUCAAACUUUCAUUUCGGAUAUGUCUAGUCUAAUGACAUGUUUCGGGGGAAAGAGAGAGAAUGGACCUCAGAGAAAAAUCACCAGUGUCUGAAAUUCGUAUGGGAUUUCAAACAAGAGGAACACUUUUGCUUUCCUGAGUAAAUACUGUAGAGCUGAUGACUGUCUGGGAAUUCCACUUCCUUAAGCAUCACCAUUGAUAUCCUUGCCUUUUUGAUAAAGAAGUGUCUUGCGGUUGGUUUGUAAACACACCAGGAAAAGGUUGCUGGGUUUUUCCAUUUAGUGAAAUUUGACCCAUUUAAAUAGUUGUCAGGCAGAUGAGGCUUCCUUAAUAUAUUCUCUCUGGUUUACAUUUCUCCUUUAAAUGACAAAUAGAUGAUUUCUAAUCCACUAAUUCAAUCAUUUGGCUUUUGGUCAGGGAAGCGAUAUAAUGGAAAGAUUGCGGCAUGAUGGUUAUUUCUUCUUUGCUGUGGACAAUGUAACAUGCUCUUAAUGCCCAGAAGAUAUUGGGAGUCCAUAGUAAUAAAGUAUAUUGUUAUUAUUGCCA